Molecule: messenger RNA, 1587 nt
Organism: Pseudovirgaria hyperparasitica
Lineage: Eukaryota; Fungi; Ascomycota; Dothideomycetes; Acrospermales; Acrospermaceae
Product: WD40 repeat-like protein
Exons: 3
Coding region: 1-1587 (528 amino acids)
Biological process (GO): positive regulation of TORC1 signaling; cellular response to amino acid starvation
Cellular component (GO): nuclear pore outer ring; Seh1-associated complex
Molecular function (GO): structural molecule activity; protein binding
Source: RefSeq, a predicted model, not a curated record
AUGGAACGUGAGAAACCUCACCAACGUCGCGCGACUCGCCAGGCCGGAGGAGACGAAGCGGAUGUCUUGGAUUCUAUCAAUGAUCCUAUCAAAGAUAAACUCGAGGCUGUCAACUUGAAGCUUUGCCGUCCCGCUUUCCUACAGUCCAUUUCAGCUUCUCGUCUUCCCUCUCAAGCCGCCUCUGAUUGCUCCUCCAUCUCGCCCGAACCCACAAAAUCUACUUUUGGCUUUCAGGCAAGCAAACGCACCCAGUCUAACUUGUCUGAUACAGCUGUCGAGUUCGCCAGCAGAGUUGAACGGAUAGAAGCUGCCCAUAUUCUCACUAUCGAUCUUCUCAGCCAUGGUAGCGCCGCAGCCCUGACGUUGAAUCAUAAGGUCUGCCAAAAGCUUCAAGCAAGUGUUCUGCGAGCCUAUAAAGCUGCCAAAAGCAUGGCUACCGAUCGUGGCUUCCAGAGCUUCUCUCAUGGACACCAGGAUUUGGUUCUGGCCGUCGACUUCAACUACUUCGGUACCCGUAUGGUGACAGCUUCCUCAGAUCACCGACUGAAGGUUUGGGAUCGCAAGGACGACAACUGGAACCUCGCUGAUAGCUGGAGAGCCCAUGAUGCUGAAAUUGUCGAUGUUAAAUGGAAUGGACCAUAUGCCGGAGAAAUUCUGGGCAGCGUUGCUGAAGACGGUCGCUUCAAACUAUGGCAGGAAGAUGUCACCGAAGUCCCUCAGUCUGGUCGACGUUUCAAGCUUGUAACGACUCUGACGCCUGAAACAAAAGUGCCAUAUAUGUCACUGGACUUCAAGAACAUAUUUCAAGACACCUACCUUGCUCUGAUUACACGCGAUGGCCAUCUGAGCGUGUAUGAACCUUUAGACAACAACAAUAUCGCCGAAUGGCAGUAUCUGCAUGAUUCCUAUGUAUGUGCCACUCCUAGUCGCCAGGAUGAAGCCGGAUUCAAGGUCUGCUUCCACCACGAAAAACUACCCUGUUGGACUGCUGUGCGGGAAGGCCUUGACCGUAAGUCACUCUCUCUAGCUGUAGCAGCCAUGAAGACGGUGAAGAUCUUUCGGACAGACAAGAACAGAAAGUGGUAUGUUGCAGCCGAAUUGAACGAUGCUACAUCUAUCGUACGAGACCUUUCGUGGGCCAACGGGUCUAUGAGAGGAUACGAUAUCAUUGCAACAGCAAGCAAAGAUGGAGCUAUACGGAUCUACGAGCUACACAAUGCUGAGACUGACAAGCAAUCUGCAUCGGAUACGACUGUUGCGAUACACAACGGUCACACUGACGGUCGAAGCUCGCCACGCCCCCGUGGUUCACGCGCUGGUCCAUCUGGCAUCGGUGCUGGACUCGCCGGCGCGUCAAAAUCCAACGAAGAUUCACAAGAAGUUACGAUCCCUGGAAGGGUCAAGCAUCUGGUCAAAAAGGUGGCCGAAUUGAAAAAUCACCACGGCGCAGUCUGGCGUGUCGCGUUCUCACCGAUGGGGGACUUGCUUAUAUCCACUGGAGAUGACGGCACCAUUCGAACAUGGAAGAAGGGUGUGAAUGACCUUUGGAAGGAGUACUCUGAGAUAGAUGGCGCAAACGAGGAUUAA